AUGACUACUGCUGAGAUUAUGUUCGCUAUUAAGGUUAUAGCUGCUUGGCAUUCAUGGUUAGGUUUUGGUUAUGGAAAGGAUGUGUCGGUAGGAGCGGAAGGUUUAAUCAACGGUCAGAAAAGAGGUUUUCCUUUAACUAGAUCGCUUAGAGAUCUGUAUCGUAGUGGGGAGAAGGUGUACGGUAAAGAUUUCAAGUUCCGUGAAGGUCAAUCUGAUUGUGCUAUGGAAAUAUACUCUUCUGAAACCCAUCUAUUUCCCAUCCAAGCUCUUCCAGAAUAUGGUAAAACUGCCUUAAUUCAACUCCCUUUGGUUGCUGUUGCUCAACAACAUAGCUAUGUCAUAUCCUUUGUUUUUGUUCCAUAUGUUGCUCUCGAAACCAAUAUGAGGUUGAGAUUGUCUACUGGUGGUUUAACUUGUGGUGCUGUUAAGAGUUUAUUUGCUAAUGGUCCUGCUGUUGCCGAAGGGGAUUUCAGGUGUAAUGUGUAUGUCGGUACUUUCAACGACCUGGCAUCAGAUAAUUUUAUCACCAUGAUGAAUAACUGGUACACAUUAUAUCAGAAUAUUCUCUUAGGUAUGGUUGUAAUUGACGAGUUUCAUAAUCUUGUCACUGAACAAUCCUACCGUGGCUCCACGUUUAAAUCUAUCCCUGAUAUAAAUUUUUCAUUAUCUUGGAAACUAAUUUGUAUGACGGGAACAGCAGGUAAAAACCUAAUGAAAGAAGGGUUGCGCUUCAUUGGCGUUGGUGAUUCUUUAACUACGAACAUUACUGGGUCUGGGGUUUUCUAUUAUAAUUAUGUCACCUCAGUUCCGUUGGUUAAUGUCGUCAAAACUUUUGAUUAUUUUGAUGACCACGAUGCUAUUGUUCAAAAGGUUAAAUAUGUUGUUACCAAAUUUCUAACCUAUGCUGACGAUACUAAAGUAAUUAUCGUUUGCAGGGAGAAAUCAACCGUAGAGUUAUUAGGUGCCGUUACUUUUUGUGAUUCAAUUUGGGUCCAUGGGGAUUUGCCUACCGAAGUUAAAGUUAAAAAAACUCAGGACUUCAUUCAGGAUUCUUCAAAACGAAUUCUGAUUGGCACAAAAUUGGUCUCAGAAGGUAUUGACAUACCUGAGGUGAAAAUGGUACUUAUUGUUGAUUAUUUGCCUUCUGUUGGAGAAUAUAUUCAAACUGCUGGGAGAUUACGUCAAGGUGGGUUGUGUUAUACGUAUUGGACCAGGAGAAGUGUAUGUGAAGAUGACAAGCAACAAGUUGAUCCCCAGAAGUGCAUCACCGACCAAGUUUCCAAAUUUUAUGGUCUAGACAAUAUCGGCCAUCAAUUAUGUUGUGGUAAUGAUGUUAAUAUUACCCAAGAACUGAAAAAUAUGGCUGACUACACCUUAAAUGUGGAAAUGACUACCAAUGAGGAGAAUGAUGGAGGAAUUGAAACCAUUGAAGUGGAACCAACCAUGGCCAAUACCAUCGAACCAGCGAAUAUUGAACUAACCAUUAACACUUUGCAUCCGCAAGUACCAAGAGGAGGGGAGUUGCAACUGGCACCCAAAAGAAGAAGAAUGAAUACAACAAAAGAUAUACUACAAAGUUUGUUUGGAAAUUGUACUAAUGUUUUUGAUUUUUCGGGACUUCCACAAGAGGCUAUCAAAUACUUACAUUUUUAUGGGGUAGGAGAAAGCUACUUUGAUUCUCCCUUGAAAAGUGCAGCUCAAACUUGCUACAAAUGCCUUGGUGAAAAAGUGGAAGGUUGUGUUUGCUGGAAAGAUAGUCAAAUUAGUAUCCGCAAAGUCGGUCUUGAAGUGUUGCUGUUGUAUAAAUCGGUUUUACCAGGUGGAUCGUUUGAUGGAGUGAAGAGGAAUAUUUUAGAUGGUGGGUUACACAGGGUUUUGAUACAAUUUGCCACAAAUAAGGUAAGUAUGAAAAAAUUAGUGGAAGCUAAAUUGUCCAAAUUCUAUACCGCAAUGAUUGGUUUCCGAAGGUUACACUACCCAGAAAGAGUGUUCAAACAUGACGGACAGAUGACCAGCACAUACAACAUAAUGUGGGAAACAUUACUCAAUCGUAAGUUAGAUAUCAUCUCUUUCUUUUCUACAAAGAGAAGUACGCUAACAUUACCCGAGUUAUGGUCCAUUGUGUCAGAGUCGUCAUUUGAUGAGAGGAUUGUUGCUCUAAGAAGAGUUGGUAGUAGCAGAUACGGGAGGUACGCUUUCGUUGUUCAACAUGGCGGUAGGAUUGACUAUUUAUUGGAUGCUAUAGGUUUCGAUUAUCUUGAUUUUAUUGUAGGUUAUGACCAAAACAAAGAUUUCAAUUCCAGGAAGGAAUAUAUUGGUAGGAAUUUACCUAAAAAGGCUCCGUCUGUGAGAGCUGAUAGGCGAUUAUACUCACGAGCCCAAAAGUAUCAGAAAGAAAAUGGAGCCUAA
This is a messenger RNA of Naumovozyma dairenensis CBS 421, 2409 nucleotides long. RefSeq lists its product as uncharacterized. The transcript has a single exon. The record is from RefSeq and is a predicted model, not a curated record. Gene Ontology annotation, biological process: double-strand break repair via homologous recombination. The coding region runs from base 1 to 2409 and encodes 802 amino acids. Gene Ontology annotation, molecular function: 3'-5' DNA helicase activity; nucleic acid binding; ATP binding. Gene Ontology annotation, cellular component: cytoplasm; chromosome; nucleus. Lineage: Eukaryota; Fungi; Ascomycota; Saccharomycetes; Saccharomycetales; Saccharomycetaceae.